CAAGCCUCCAUCCGACCGAUACCUCCUCACCUGUAGGCGUCGUCGGGGAAAGGCUACACCGCCGCUGAUAUGGCAGGAUCAAUGGUGCUAAUAUGGCGCUGGAAUGGCGGUGAGAUGGCGGUGACACUGCUGCCUUUGCCGAUGGAAGUACUAGCAGACGUUGGCACGAUUGCCGAUCGGGGGACCGCCCGCGGGUGCCGAUGGGAGGUUGGUUGCAAGAUGGUGAAACGGUUGUCGGCGACGAAUGGGCGAAGGACUCAAGAAGAAUGACGGAGAGAAUAGUCUUAGAUUCAAACCAGCCAAUAAAAAAGCUUUAAGAAACUCCUUAAGCUUAUAGGCUUAAGGACUGAAUCUGACCUGUUCAUUCAUCACCC
This is a messenger RNA of Linum tenue, 374 nucleotides long. The record is from the annotation of a GenBank genome assembly. NCBI's taxonomy places the organism in Eukaryota, Viridiplantae, Streptophyta, Magnoliopsida, Malpighiales, Linaceae.